AUGAAGGCCAUUCAGAUUGACAAGUUCGUCACAGAUCUUGGAAGUGUAACACCGAAGGAUGUACCAUCCCCCAAGCCUCAUUCACAGAAGGCUCUUUAUAUCAAAAUUACUCACGCAGCAGUCACGCACGUUGACCUCCUGUACGCCCAAGGUUUGCAUCAGAACAACAAACGCCAUGUGCAACCCCCGUUCGUACUGGGCACUGAGUUCUCCGGCAUCGUCAUCUCAGCAUCUCCCAGCUCUUCAUUUAAGCCCGGCAAGCGUGUGUUUGGAGGCGGCCUCGGCUCUUUUGCCGAGGAGAUCUGUGUCGACGAAGCGAGCGUGCGGUACGUUCCGCAGCAGUGGAAUAAUGCUGAGGCUUGUGCAGUCGGUGCAAGCGGUGCUGUGAGUUAUGGCGCCCUAGUCGACGUUGCGAAUGUCAAGAGAGGAGAAGUGGUACUGGUUUUGGGUGCGAGUGGAGGGUUGGGCGUCAUGGCUGUGCAAAUCGCAAAAGCACUGGGGGCGAAGGUGAUCGCUGUCGUUGGAGAUGCAGAAAAGGCGGAUGUUGUGAGGAGGAUUGGUGCAGACGCUGUUGUUGACUACCACGACGACAAAUGGGAGGACAAAGUCAGAGAUCUGACACCAGAAAAUCAGGGCGUGGAGGUGGUGUAUGACAGCAUUGGUGCUGUUGAGAGUGGAAUCAAGUGUUUGAAGUACAGAGGGAGGGUUGUAGUCGUGGGAUUUGCAGCGAGAGGAGGGAAGAUGGAGAACGUGAGAGCGAAUCGUAUACUGUUGAAGAGUGCAAUGGUGCACGGCUAUCGCUUUGGUGAAGAUGGCAGACACGAUCCCCAAAGAACAAACAAUGUGUGGGACGGCUUCAUGAAAUUAGUGGAUAGUGGCAAGAUCCAGCCUGUGAUCUACAAAGAAGAAUAUCGAGGUGUCGAAGCUGUGCCGCAAGCAUUGAAAGACGCAGAGAAUCACAAAUCCUGGGGAAGGGCAGUCCUUCGGAUCGACGACAACGCAGAGAAUGAGCUUCAGCGACAGAAAUCGAGGCUGUAG
Messenger RNA from Didymella exigua CBS 183.55, 1038 nucleotides. Its product is annotated as zeta-crystallin. The record is from RefSeq and is a predicted model, not a curated record. Gene Ontology annotation, molecular function: oxidoreductase activity; zinc ion binding. Bases 1 to 1038 code for a protein of 345 amino acids. The transcript is spliced from 3 exons. Gene Ontology annotation, cellular component: mitochondrion. NCBI's taxonomy places the organism in Eukaryota, Fungi, Ascomycota, Dothideomycetes, Pleosporales, Didymellaceae.